GCGGCAAGUCCUCCCUGUUUUUUUCCUUUCCCUCUUAAGCCUCCCACCAGCCCGCGUAAGGUACCUACAAUCUCAUUACCUAUCUGUCAUAUCAAUCUAUCAUCAUCACCACCACCACCGCCAUCAUCAAUACAAGCCUCAUCUUACCAACUUUUCCCAAUCCUGGCUACGUCACCGACCACCACCAUCACCAUCACCACCAACAACAACGACAACUUUUAACUAAUCUCUUUUUCUUAAAAGAAUUAUUGCAUCUUAAUCGCCUACCCUACGCGACAACCGCUUAUAUCAAUUCCCCGCGAAGCUCCAAGCUCCAAGCCUAUAACGCAACAAUGUCCGGUGCAAAUAGUUGGCUGCAGAGGCAGCGAAAGACUGAUUUGAUUGAGCUUGCCCAACACACGGGUCUCAGAAAUUUCGAGUCCUUAAGGAAACCUGAGCUCGAGCUUGCCCUCGACGAAUACCUGGCCGAGAACUCAUCAGCCUUCUCGUCCGACCCUAAGCUCGCCGGUUACUACUCUAGCCGCGCCCGAACUACCGGCUCUCCAGUCAAGAGGGAUGCUCCUGAUGGCGUCGUAGAAAGGCUGAAGGUCGCCAAACGACGAGUAACUAAAACUGCCGAGGAGAUCAUUGCUCCCGAGUCUGAUGAUGAGCCUAACAGCCCUGCCGCCGCUCUCGCACGUACUCCUGGUCGUGCCCUCUCUCUUGCAAGCCGCAUUCCACUCCCUGCAACUCCUGCAGACGUUGCCGAAGCUGUCGACCGCUCCACCGUUGCUGUCAGGACGCACGUCGUGUCUCUAUAUAAGGAGUCUGGGAUCACAGAAGCAACCCACGCGACGCGCGAGAGCCUGUCGACCGUGACUUCGGUGCUCUGCGCCAUCUCCGCAUUUGAGCUCUAUUUCUUACGUCCUGAGAUUUUGGCCGACCGAUACGCGUUCACUGUCCCCGCCAUCUCUUUCCUCGGAACUAAGGAUUUCCCAGUUUUUGUCCCUGACAUGUUCCUGCUCUUGACCUCGUCUUUCUGGUCUCCCGCGCUUCUAUGGGCUUUCACGAGCGCUAUUCUGCCUAGCAUUGCCGGCUACUUCUUCAACCUUACAAUCAACUCUAACCACGGUCGCCCUAGUCGCCGCUCGCACACACCGGAAUCGGUAGUGGACCCGUUGACUUUUAGUAUUGCCAAGGCUCUGAUCUCUUACGUGGUCUAUGGCCAAGGUAUCACAUUUGGUGGCUGGAUAGACGAAACUUCCAUCGCCCGCAUCAACACGGCUAUACACGGCGGCUAUAGGGGUAUCCUGACCGGCACUGCCAUCACCGCCGUCUUGAGCAUCUAUGACGCGAUACUAAGGAAGUAGAGGAAGAUGCACUCAAUUCAACUAUUGGAGACUAUGACAGUCGAAGAUUCCCGAACUCAACCCUACUUCUUGUUACUAUACAACGCUCGCUCCCAGUCUUAUCCUCUCAAAUACCGCCUCUACCAGGUUGGUUACCUACUUCAAAUUUCUCAUCCGGGUCCUGGAGGCUGGUGGCGUUCUGCGGCGUUUGGCUCCCUUUUGUCUUACACCCCAAUACCAGCUUGAUUUCCAACUCCCUCUUAAUGUACCUACCCUAACCUUAUCUACCCCUACCCACCGCUAUUCCAUUAUGCCGCUUUCCUCCUCCUCCCCCAAAACAGCCGGAGUACAUCCGACUGGCUCCCCUUCUCCCCCAGGUCGAGCCAAAAGUCAGGAUUAACCCUGUCUGACAAUUAUAGACUGGACUAGGUAUCAAUCGUCACGGAUGUCCGGGUUAACGACAAGGACGUC
Daldinia caldariorum is the source of this 1799-nucleotide messenger RNA. RefSeq lists its product as uncharacterized. The record is from RefSeq and is a predicted model, not a curated record. NCBI's taxonomy places the organism in Eukaryota, Fungi, Ascomycota, Sordariomycetes, Xylariales, Hypoxylaceae. The transcript is spliced from 3 exons. Bases 333 to 1349 code for a protein of 338 amino acids. Gene Ontology annotation, cellular component: membrane.